This is a messenger RNA of Thamnophis elegans (Western terrestrial garter snake), 1825 nucleotides long. It is a transcript of the gene NDUFAF5, whose product is annotated as NADH:ubiquinone oxidoreductase complex assembly factor 5. Lineage: Eukaryota; Metazoa; Chordata; Lepidosauria; Squamata; Natricidae. The record is from RefSeq and is a predicted model, not a curated record. Gene Ontology annotation, molecular function: S-adenosylmethionine-dependent methyltransferase activity. Gene Ontology annotation, cellular component: mitochondrion. Gene Ontology annotation, biological process: mitochondrial respiratory chain complex I assembly.
UCUUUGCAAAGCUGGCGCCGGCGGAGCAAUGGAAGCGAAGGCGUUUCUGCGGGCAUCGUGCCUUUGCCGUCUGCGGACAGCGACGGCGAGAGGCACACCCGGCGGGCUCUGGUUCCGCCGCCGCUUCAGCCCUUCGGCGCCCGGGGCUGUGGGGUCUCGUCCCGUCACGGGUCCCGGAGCCCUCAGCCCUUUCGACCGGCAGAUGAAGAGGAAGCAAAAGAAUUGGGCAGCCGGGCAGCCUCACGCGGAGCGCUGCGAGUACCUGCGGGAAGAGGUUGGUGGUAGGAUGGCCGAUCGUGUGUUUGACAUAGCCAAGACAUUUCCCCUUGCUUUGGACCUUGGGUGUGGGCGAAGCUACAUUGCUCAGCAUUUAAACAAGGAUGUUGUUGAAAGGCUUUUUCAAUCGGAUGUCGCUGAAAAUGCUCUGAAGAACACAAUAGAGUCAGAAAUACCAAGAGUCAAUAUCAUAGCGGAUGAAGAAUUUCUUCCUUUCAAAGAAAACACAUUUAAUCUUGUUGUCAGCAGUCUGAGUUUGCAUUGGGUCAAUGAUCUUCCCAAAGCCUUGUAUGAAGUACACCGAGUCCUUAAACCUGAUGGAGUAUUUAUUGGUUCUAUGUUUGGGGGAGACACACUCUUUGAGCUUCGCUGCUCUUUGCAACUAGCAGAACUAGAAAGAGAAGGUGGAUUUUCCCCACAUGUAUCCCCUUUUACAGCUGUGAGUGAUCUAGGACAUCUACUGGGAAGAGCUGGCUUCAACACACUGACAGUGGAUUCAGAUGAAAUCCAAGUUAACUAUCCAGGAAUGUUUGAAGUUAUGGCUGAUCUACAAGGUAUGGGAGAAAGUAAUUGCUGUUGGAACAGGAAAACUAUGACUAGAGCGACUAUGUUGGCAGCUGCAACAAUAUAUAAAGGAAAUAAGGAUGGGACAAUACCAGCAACGUUUCAAUAUUAUAUGAUAGGAUGGAAAUUCCACAAAUCACAGGCACAACCAGCACCGAGAGGUUCUGCAACAGCAUCAUUUGGAGAUCUGAGAAAAAUAAAUGAACUUAUUUCAGGCAAAAAAAACCUUUGACAUGAUAUAUAGUAAUACAAAUUGUACAUAGCCUGUUGGAUUUUAACAGUUACCUUUAACUUUGACAAACAAACAUAUUUCCCCCAAACCUACUUUGGUGCCUAGAAAAAAAAGGGUGGGGGACUAUAUGCUGUUACCCUGUCAAUGGCUAUAUUUUACUAUUACCAUUUGCAUAUUUUAUAUGCAAAUGAUAUUAGUAAAAUUGCCCAAUUUUAUCUGGAUGCAUAUUUUAUCUGUACACAUAUUACCUGCCUAUGAGAAAUAUGAGAGGUUCCUCUAUCAAUCAAAGAUUAAAUGAAUGAUGGAGACUUGGAUAGUUGUUCCUGGAAGGUCUAAUUCUGACUGGUUGCAAUUCUUGUACCUUCUGUGAGAUAAUGUACCUUCUGUUAUCUAGUGGGCUCUUCCACUAUGACAAGCCACAUCCUUAUAGGGCUUAGAUUGUUGGCCAGGAUCCCAAGGCCCACCAGUGAAGAGUUGAGAUGAAAUGUAAUGUAGUUGUAUACAGUAGGGAUAUGUAAGAAUAAAGGAAUAUUCGGCUUCUAUUUGUAUGGUUAUCCAUAGGUAACUAUACAAGCCACAAUGACAUCACAUGCAUUAUGGUAUGGUUAGAGAAAUGUAUCAUUGCACAAUUACAUCUGUUAACUUGAGCUACUUGUGGAUAUGAUGCACACAGAAGCAUUUACCCAUCUUGCCACCCUGUGACAUUCAUAUUCCAGCCAAAAUAAUAAAGAUCCAAUGUUUUCUUGGUUGCAA